AGAAAACCUUAACAACGAAAAUAAACACAUGGCCGGAAAAUUAGUGAAUUUGCAAGUUUUCCACCUGCUAUGCAUAUCUUUAAUCAUCUUCGUUGUAUUCUCUGUGAAUGUUGCCAGUGACGAGGAUUACCAGAGAGUGGUGCCGCCGGAAGAUAAAACGACUACGGUUUGGUUCUCUAGGAUCAAACAGUCUGGUAAUGAUUACUGGGCGAAACUCAAAGAGAGUUUAGGUCGUGGUCACGCCCGUUCUUUUCCUCCAAACAUAGAUUUUAGAGGAAAGGAUGAUGCAUCAAUGGGAGCAGGAGGAAAGAUGAAAGAGGCGGUGACAAGGAGCUUCGAGCAUAGUAAAGGUACAGUGGAGGAAGCUGCAAGAUCAGCGGCGGAAGCGGCGUGUGAUGCGGCGGAAGCGGUUAAAGAAAAGGUGAAGAGGAGCUUUUCCGGCAGCGAGACGACUCAGCAGCAGUCAGGUGGUUCUGAGGAGCUCUAAUUACGAGGAUUAGAUAUUGAAACGAGACAGUUUCGGAAGAGUAUCGAAACAUGUCAUUGCUUAUUUGAUUUCUACGUCAACUCGCGUGUUUGUUUUCUCUAAAUAGUAUGUACACAACACAACUAUCACGUCACAUGAGGGAUUCGAGAUCUCAUAUUCAAAUAAGUAUAGAGUUAUUAAUGGUUACUCACAAAUAUCUUUUUUUUUUCUCUUUUCUCUUUUUCUUUUUUUUUUGCCAGCAAGCCCAAAAUAUCUACCUGUGACCCAAAUAUCCAUUUAUUAAAAAAAGGUGUGAAAAUCAUUAUACAAAUGACAAUUACAAAGACCAUUAAUCGGUGUGUUAUUUUUCACACUCGAGAUGCAAAACAACUAUACAAAAUUAUGUAAACA
Messenger RNA from Eruca vesicaria subsp. sativa (arugula), 877 nucleotides. NCBI's taxonomy places the organism in Eukaryota, Viridiplantae, Streptophyta, Magnoliopsida, Brassicales, Brassicaceae. The record is from the annotation of a GenBank genome assembly.